Molecule: messenger RNA, 900 nt
Organism: Alnus glutinosa
Lineage: Eukaryota; Viridiplantae; Streptophyta; Magnoliopsida; Fagales; Betulaceae
Exons: 6
Coding region: 75-653 (192 amino acids)
Molecular function (GO): ATP hydrolysis activity
Source: RefSeq, a predicted model, not a curated record
AUAAUUGAAAAAGGUGAUUCUCUCACUCUACAAAACACUUGCACUACUCUCCUCACCAGGUUUCCAGCUGAGCAAUGGCCGGUCCGGGCAAAUGCUUCCUCGUCACAGGUCCUCCUGGUGUGGGUAAAACCACACUGAUUAUGAGAGUUAUUGAAGCCCUAAAAGCCUCUAACCCCACCUUGAAAGUUCAGGGCUUUUACAGUCGUGAAGUUAGACAAGGAAGCGAGAGAGUGGGUUUUGAGGUGGUCACUUUAGACGGCCGUAUUGGUCGACUCGCCUCCACCACUAUUUCAAGUCCCGAGUCUUUUAGAUGGCCUAAUGUCGGGAAGUACAAAGUAGAUAUAACAUCAUUUGAGUCACUGGCGCUACCUGAGUUGCAGGUCAGAGAGGAUACUGAUCUCUUCAUCGUUGAUGAGGUUGGGAAGAUGGAGAUGUACAGUUCAUCUUUCUUCCCCGCAGUUCUGAAAGUUCUUGAAUCAAGCAUCCCAAUUUUGGCUUCUGUCCCUAUUCCGAAAUUUGGCCGUGAUAUUCCUGGAGUUGCAAGGUUGAAGAAUCACCCAGGGGCAACUAUUUUUACAUUGACCUCAAGUAACAGGGAUGCUGUUAAAAAUCAGAUAUAUUCCAUGUUGGUAGAUUUGCUGAGUAAAAACUAGGUGUUGCCCCAAAUAUUGGGUUUUAAAUUUUUAUAUAUACAGUAAACACUAGGACAGUUUGGCGGUCAUGUGGUGGCUGCUGGCGACUGACAAGCACACAAUGGCCAACGCACCACCGGAGUGUUCCAAUGGCCAUAUAGUGACCGCUAGACACAUGUAACACUGGUUCUUAUUUAUUUAUUUAAUAGUAGUUUUCAUACCUGUUACCAAACAUGUUUUCAUGAAAAUAAUCUACAAAAUUUGUUCA